This is a messenger RNA of Cydia splendana, 1919 nucleotides long. It is a transcript of the gene Mtnr, whose product is annotated as melatonin receptor type 1A-like. Gene Ontology annotation, cellular component: plasma membrane. Lineage: Eukaryota; Metazoa; Arthropoda; Insecta; Lepidoptera; Tortricidae. Bases 1 to 1542 code for a protein of 513 amino acids. The record is from RefSeq and is a predicted model, not a curated record. Gene Ontology annotation, molecular function: G protein-coupled receptor activity. The transcript is spliced from 6 exons. Gene Ontology annotation, biological process: G protein-coupled receptor signaling pathway.
AUGGGCGCCGACCUUGACAUUCGGUCAUGCGCGGUGCAUCCGCGCGCACUUGAUGGCCUUGAGAGCUAUGCGCUUUUCAAGGUCACCACAGUUUUCUGGCCGGGCCUAGACCUUGAGGAUCGUGCCAAGGGCGACGUGGGCCGUUGGGCAGGAUCGGGACCGCCCAUCACUGCACCCGUGGGCUGGUUCCGGCGGCCGCCUGGCGGCACUCGGGCGGUCGUCGUGGCUCGAGAAACAGCUCCUCAAACUAACAACCGAGUCGUGAAAGGACUUCUCUUCUCUGUGCGGAAAUUGUCAGAUGAAAACCGCAUGCUCUGGUUCGACAAGAUGUCCGCUAUAGUAGCGAACCUCAGCCGCGUGUAUUCGCCGAUCAUGCUCAGCCAUGAGUGGCCGAAGCUUGGUCGGCUGCUCUUCACCGUUCUAUGCAGCGUUCUAGGUGUAUCUAUGAACGGCUUCUUCGUAGCUUCCUUCUUUGUUGAGCCUGGCCUGAACAAGAUCGUGACCCUGAGUAGCGAGUUGAGCCGCGUGUAUUCGCCGGUCAUGCUCAGCCAUGAGUGGCCGAAGCUUGGUCGGCUGCUCUUCACCGUUCUAUGCAGCAUGCUAGGCGUGUCUAUGAACGGCUUCUUCGUAGCUUCCUUCUUUGUUGAGCCUGGCCUGAACAAGAUCGGAUAUGUGUUUAUGGCGUGCUUAGGCAUGUCGGACUUGGUCAUAUCCACGGCCGUGCUUCCGACGUCGGCGGUGGUACUGCUGUCCGGCGAAUGGGACACGGAUCCGGUAUGCUACGCCCUCCAGGUCGUGACCGAGGCCGGGACUUACAGCUACAGUCUAUUCUUCAUGAUGUCUGCGAUAGAGUCAUACUACAGACUCUGCAAAGCUACAUCUGACUACGAAUUCCUAAUCUCCAUGAGGAUCGGUCUCUUCACUGUCAUCCUCUUUACCAUCACAUUCCUCACCGCCGCCGUCGGAGUCUACAUGGAACUCGACUACGACUACUGCCAUCGCAGCCACUCGGGCAACUUCAUCUUCAGGGUCACUACGUUUGUCAUCUUCUACAUUAUUCCAUUUGUCGUUAUUUUCUUCUGUCUCGCUAACAACGCCUGCAGGAUUAGAAAUAAAGCUAGAAAACAUAACCACUACAAACGCAGCCUACAAUUUGAGACUGAAACAACGACUAACAAUCUCAACAUUACCGCAUAUUUCUUGUUUGUCGCGGCUUGGAUCCCAUACCUGGUCGUUGUGUACCUGUAUCCCGACACUACUGACUCGAAAUACUAUCAAAGCGUUUGGAUUGGCAUCUUCCGAUCUGUGGUCACGAGCUUUCUCUACGGAUCCAUGGACAGAAAUUUCAGGCGUGCUUUCGCGCACUUGUUCAAUUAUUGUUGCUGCAAGAGCACCCUUUCCGGGUCCUUCGCCGGUCGGCACAGGCGAGCUUUGGAGUGCAAGGCUGUAGGUGAUGUGAGGGUGCACAUUAUGCACCAGGCCAUGAACGCCAACAGCCCUCAGCGAGGAGCGUCAUCGUCCCGGGAGACGCAAGAAUUAUGAUGCCUCUAAGGUAAUUUCGUCGACGGCUUGAGAGGGUGGUCAUCUUUCUACUUUGGAUAGGUUUUGACAAGUGUCGAGCCCAGAGCUUGACGUAAAAAGGCUUUAAAAUUUAACCAUGACCACCCGCUAGAUCAGGGCUUUACUAUACCUGAUUUUGUUGCAAUUUUUUUUCGCAUAUAACUUUAAUGGGUAAUUGUAGAACAAAGUGAGAAACAUUAACGCAAGCAAGGGAUUUUUUAUAAAAAUGUACAUAUAAAAAAACUAAACAAAAAAAAAUAGAAUGGUAUGCCCAUUGUAUUAACUUGUAAAUACUUUACGAAUUCAGGAAUGUUAACCUUUAAUGGUUUUAAGAGCUUCAAGUGUUGAAUCUGUAUAUG